CCACCUACAGGUCUACCAGCCAAUAUUAGCCAUGGUGGGGCAGUAUACACACGAUGGGGCAGAACUAGUUGUUCAACACAUUCAAAACUUUUGUACAAAGGGAUAUCUGCUGGAACCUACUACAGUCAAACUGGAGGAGGCAGUAAUUACCUGUGUUUGCCGCAGACACCAGAGUGGGGGAAAUACCAAGAUGGAGGGCAAGGUACUGGUUCUUACAUACAUGGUGUGGAAUAUGAAAGGAUUUACUCAAACAUAUUUUCAACAACCCAUACAGGAGUUCAAAAUUUUCAACAACAUGAUGCCCCCUGUGCUGUAUGCUACACCCAAACACGCCCCAGUCAUGUGAUGAUACCAGCCAAGAAGACAUGUCCAGCUGGGUGGACAACAGAGUACAAUGGAUACCUGAUAUCAGAUCUUGAUGUCCACCACAGAACAGAGUUUGUCUGUCUUGAUGAAGCUCCUGAGGUGGUAGCUGGAGGCCAUGAGGGCAAAAAUGGGGCCUUGUUCUACACUGCUGAGGUUAAAUGUGGUACCCUCCCCUGUCCACCAUAUGUGGAUGGAAGAGAACUAGCAUGUGUUGUCUGCUCUAAAUAGUGACCAUAACAUAUAGACCGAGUUGAGUUGGUUCUUCAAAAACUUUUUAAGUGACCAUACAAACUGCCCAUGUUAAAUUUAAAGUGGUAUUUCCAAGAAAUAUGUUGAUAAGUAAUUAUUAAAAUAUACUUUUCCGUUUAAUAUGUGACUUAUAUCCAGUACUUCACAAUAAUAGAUAUCUAUAAACUUAAAUUGAUUUUAACAGCAGAUGAGUUAAUACGGCAAAUUGUUUCAACAAAUGACAGUAAUAUUAUCCUUUACCUCUGACAAUGAAUGCCUGUAUAACAACUAACAUGGUUUAUCCUUUUGUUUAUUGUUCAAUCGACAAUAAAAUAAAAUAAAUUUAGUGUAAAAAGAAAAAGGUUACAUGUACAUCUGAUCUUUUCUUUAAUAUGUCAAAUUAACUAACACUUAUCACUGAUUAUUUGUAAUUUAUGAAGAAAAUACCUUUAGGCUGACUUCUUUAAAGUCACUAAAUUAAAUGUUAGAGAUACAAGUAGCAUUAAUAUUCAACUUAAAGAGCACUAAAUGCAUUUACUUCAAAAGGCAAAAGAGAAAACAUUCAAAUAAUUAAAUAUGACAAGUUUUUUUACCAACGUCCAAUUGAAAAGACUAAAUUAAUAAAGUUAAAUAUUAAAAAGUCCAUACAGCCAUGUUUUCAACUGAUAUAAUAUAAAACUAAGCUAAGCAUCUAUCAAAUGUUUUUAUAGGUAACAUUCUUUUUAAGUAAUGCAGACAAAUAAAAAAUAAUACUGAGCUGAAAAAAAAAAACAUACAGUUUAAAUUUCUGAAACAAAUAUUAUCACUCUAUAUAAAUAAACUGAUCUAGCUUAUAAAUCUAGGUCUCAAAUGUUGAAAACAUCCCUGUUAACUAUUCCUUUCCCACUUGAAUUCAAAUCUGUAAAAAAAUUCAGUUUUUUUUCUUCAUAUCAUUGCAUAAAAUCUAAACAACAGAAUAAAUAAGUUUUCAGUAUUAUACCAAAAAUAUUUCAACAAUAAUAAAUAACAUUAUCAGAAGAAAUAAGAUUGUCAAAAGAAUUUUCCAUUCUACCAUGAUUAUAUGCACACACACAAACAUGUAUACAGGAACUCAGUCACACACACAUUCCUAGUGGUAUUGUACAAAAUAAUAACAGCAGGGGCGGAUCCAGAGCUAUUUUCUGACAGUCUUCCAAAUUAUCUUUGGUGAC
Messenger RNA from Lingula anatina, 1784 nucleotides. RefSeq lists its product as uncharacterized. Lineage: Eukaryota; Metazoa; Brachiopoda; Lingulata; Lingulida; Lingulidae. The record is from RefSeq and is a predicted model, not a curated record.